UGUAACAAAAAGACAACUUCGGUGUUCGUGUUCAAAAGAAACUAUUUAUUUUAAAUUUAAAAUCUCAUAAACAAUGGACGCGUUACCUACAGGACAUUUAACAAGUGCCCAACGAGAUGAGUUAAUGGAACAAGUUAAACAACAAAUUGCCGUUGCAAAUGCACAAGAAUUGCUCACGAAAAUGACAGAGAAAUGCUUUAGAAAAUGUAUUUACAAGCCAGGAACAGUCUUAGAUAAUGCUGAACAGAAAUGUGUUGCAAUGUGUAUGGAUCGUUACAUGGACUCAUGGAAUUUAGUAUCCCGGACAUAUACUUCAAGAAUUCAAAGGGAACGCAAUAACAUGUAGAACAUGCCCUCAAAUAUAAAUAGUUGUUGAAAUUUUAGUGAUACGAAAAUUUGCAUUGUUUACAUUGUACUAUUUACUAGUAACAAUUAUAUUCCAGUCGGCCAGCGUUUAUAAAUAUAUGUAUUAUUAAAAUGAGUGUGUGACAUGAAUUUUAAAUCCAUUAAAACAUCUUGUUUUAUACUAGGAAUCUUUCUGUGACUGUUUAAAUACAAUUAACUUAAAAUUCACUGCCCU
Ctenocephalides felis (cat flea) is the source of this 580-nucleotide messenger RNA. RefSeq names its product mitochondrial import inner membrane translocase subunit Tim13. The transcript has 3 exons. The record is from RefSeq and is a predicted model, not a curated record. The coding region runs from base 74 to 346 and encodes 90 amino acids. Lineage: Eukaryota; Metazoa; Arthropoda; Insecta; Siphonaptera; Pulicidae.